UCACUUACCGUAUGUCCUUGUCCUUGUAUUGUCAUCCAUGUAUAAGGCUUGCUCGGUUAUAAUCUGAUGAGCUUUAAGAAAUCUAAGUGCUUGGGCUUUACAUUUUGUAAAACGAUGAUGUUUUUCUUGAAUUCUAAAUACAUUCACAUCUACUUCGACUAGUGGAGUGGACUUGAUGCAGACGACGUACACCAUGGAUCCUCAAAACCAAAACACUUCAUUGCAAAGGCUUCAAAAUGUUGAAAAGAGAAUAGUUAGGGUAUUGGAGUUAGCUAGCAGUGUAAUGGACGAAUGGGCAAGCCCUAGUGGUCCAAGAAAGGAGCUGGUGAACAAUCACUGCAGUGAAUUUAUGCAAUUGAUCAAGGACAUCCAAGUGACACUGCGAGAAGAAAUCAAAAGUGCCUGCGAGUAUCGUCCUUUUGAGAAGUGUGACUACGUUCCAAGAAUAUCUAAUGAGAUCUGUUGCAAGAAACUGGAUCAUGUCAUUGCACAGUUAGAUGAGAUGAAGCAUACAAUUGAAGGGUAUCAUACCACAGCUUGAAACUCUGAUCUAACAUUCACAAAUAGGCUGCUUUGGAGGAUGCCUAAUAUCUGAGAUCAGGGAUAUAGGAUUUAGUUGGUCUGGCAAGGGCAUUUGAUUAACCAUGAGCGUGCACAGAUGCUUGGUAUGAAGAAAUUUCAGAAUCUGUUGUGCAAAAGCGGUUAGCCUUAGAUUAUUACAUGCUACACAUGGCACUGUGUGCUCUUCUUGUUUAUUCCAUAAAUCCCUAGUGUCUUAAUCUUUUGCACAAUUCAAGAAAUUAAUUCUAGAGAUUGUUUUACCACAAGCAGAGGAUAGAUGAAUUACUGCCAUCUUUUAGAUGGUAUGGUGGCACUGUUGGCGCAGCUGCACUGAAAAGUGCUCUAAAGUCUGAUAAGUACAAUCUGCACUAUUCAGCUUAUACAACCUUAUGGCUCGCGGUCCUUAGGAUGAGAAUUGAUGUGGGUAAAGAUAUAUUUCGGUUGGUGCUAAUUUAGUUACACAUUCAGGAAUUCGUGUAGAAAAAAGAAGAAGUCUCUAAACUGCUGUCUUCUGUACUUAUUAGCAUUUGCUUUUGCCUUCGUUUGAUCUUUUAUGGUUUGCUGCCAACAUGGUUGAUUUUCAUAA
Molecule: messenger RNA, 1147 nt
Organism: Coffea eugenioides
Lineage: Eukaryota; Viridiplantae; Streptophyta; Magnoliopsida; Gentianales; Rubiaceae
Product: mediator of RNA polymerase II transcription subunit 11-like
Exons: 3
Coding region: 176-541 (121 amino acids)
Biological process (GO): regulation of transcription by RNA polymerase II
Cellular component (GO): mediator complex
Molecular function (GO): transcription coregulator activity
Source: RefSeq, a predicted model, not a curated record